Messenger RNA from Trypanosoma grayi, 3141 nucleotides. RefSeq names its product N-acetyltransferase 10. NCBI's taxonomy places the organism in Eukaryota, Euglenozoa, Kinetoplastea, Trypanosomatida, Trypanosomatidae. Gene Ontology annotation, molecular function: tRNA binding; ATP binding; 18S rRNA cytidine N-acetyltransferase activity. Gene Ontology annotation, biological process: rRNA acetylation involved in maturation of SSU-rRNA. The transcript has a single exon. Gene Ontology annotation, cellular component: nucleolus; 90S preribosome. The record is from RefSeq and is a predicted model, not a curated record. Bases 1 to 3141 code for a protein of 1046 amino acids.
AUGUCCUCCGCAUCCGUCGCAUCCACCGCGCGUCACACCAGCGGCGUGACGAUUAAGCGGAAGGUGGACGACCGCAUUCGCCACCUCAUCGACAACGCCGUGCACAAGAGGCACCGCGCAUUAAUCCUCCUCGUCGGCGACCGUGGGAAGGACCAAAUCGUCAACCUGCACCAAAUGGUCUCGCACGCUAACCACAACGCCAAGGUCAACAUGCUGUGGUGCAUGAAGAAGGAGCCGGACUUCGGUUCCACCGGCAAGAAGCAGCAGGAGAAACGUGCGCGCCUCGAGGUGAAGGGCGGUAUGUCGACGGAGGUGACAAAGGAGGCAUUCCAGACCUUUCUCGCACAGACGCCGAUCCGCUUCUGUCAGUACAAGGAGACACACAAGAUCCUCGGCCAGACCUUUGGAAUGGCGGUUCUGCAGGACUUCGAGGCCAUCACGCCUAACACACUCGCGCGAACAAUCGAGACGGUGAAGGGCGGCGGCGUUGUGGUCAUCAUGUUCCGCGCCAUGCGGUCACUAAGGCAGCUGUACACUAUCGCCAUGGACGUGCACGCACGCUACCGCACAGAGGCGCUGCGAGACGUGGUACCACGCUUUAACGAGCGCUUUCUGCUUUCCCUGGUGGACUGCGAUACCGCACUUUGUGUUGACGACGACCUCAACGUGUUGCCGAUCACCGCAAAGAUGCAGACGGUGGAGAGUGCGCGUGCUGCAAGUUACGACGCCGAACUUAUGCUGCAAGGUCGGCAGAAGCACGAGGCGGAUUUAGCCACACUAAAGGAGCGUCUGCGUGCGAGCACUGAGGUGGGCCCACUUGUGGCACUCUGCCAAACCCUUGACCAGGGCAAGACGGUACUCUCGCUUAUGCAGACGGUUAUGGAGAAAUCACUGAACACAACCUGUGUCGUGACGGCAGGCCGUGGUCGCGGCAAGUCAGCAGCACUUGGCCUUGCCGCAGCAGGAGCGUUGGCGCAAGGUUACAGCAACAUUUUCUGCACAGCGCCAUCCCCUGAGAACUUGCAGACAUUCUUUGAGUUUGUUGUGCGGGGGCUCCAGGAUAUGGGGUACAAGGAGCGUAGCGAUUUUGAGGCGAUGCAGAGCACCAAUGUGGAGUUUAGCAAGUGCAUCAUUCGCGUCAACGUCUUCCGCGAGCACCGCCAGACUGUGCAGUACAUUUCACCCCAUGACACCGCAAAGUUUGCGCAGGCGGAGUUGGCCAUCAUCGAUGAGGCUGCGGCGCUGCCACUGCCGAUUGUAAAGCAGAUGCUCGGCCCGUACCUUGUCUUUCUGUCGUCGACCGUCUCCGGCUAUGAGGGGACAGGCCGCAGCCUCUCCAUGAAGCUCAUCGCAGACAUGCGCAAGCGGUGCGUCGGUGAAGCCGCUGCUUCCACGUCGGUUGCUGCUGCUGCUGCUGCUGGUUCUGCAAGCAGCGGUGAAGACCGUCGGUUCCUCCGCGAAAUCGCGAUGGCAGACCCCAUCCGUUACGGCCCUAACGACCCGGUGGAAUCGUGGCUACAUAAACUGCUCUGCCUCGACGCCACAGUGCGGCCGGUGGCGGUGAAGUCAUGUCCGCACCCCAGUAAAUGCGAGCUCUACUAUGUCAACCGCGACGCGCUUUUCUCAUACCACCCGCUGGCAGAGCAACUGCUACAGACGAUUGUGGCAAUGCUGGUUGCUGCACACUACAAGAAUCAACCCAAUGAUUUACAGCUUAUGUCAGACGCACCAGGACAUCACCUAUUCCUCCUGUGCUCCACGACAGUGGAGGCGAAGGACAAUCUCCCUGACGUCUUCUGCGUCAUUCACGCCUGUGAAGAGGGUCAAGUAACGUCGGAAGCCAUCAAGAGUAAUCUUAACCGUGGCGUGCGUCCCUCAGGCGACCUCAUCCCGUACACGCUGUCACAAUGCUACCUUGAGGAGGGCUUCGCGAAGCUUGCAGGUCUCCGUAUCGUACGCAUUGCCACCAACCCGGAGCUACAACGUGCUGGAUACGGCUCCCGUGCGCUCGCCUUGCUGCAAGAGUACUACAGCGGAUCUAUUUCCCUCCGAGCUGCAACCUCGUCGCCCGCGGAGGACAGUGGUGCAGCGGAGGUGCCGGAGGAUGAGGCCGGAAACACCGUUAUCGCCCCACGCAAGCGCAUUCCAAGCCUUCUAACUCCACUGGUUGAGCGUCCCUACGAGGUUGUUGACUACCUCGGCGUGAGCUUUGGUGUGACGACGCCACUCUUUAACUUCUGGAAGCGCGCCGGGUACGAGUCGCUGUAUCUGCGCCAUGCAGCGAAUGAGCUCACAGGGGAGCACAGCUGUGUGAUGGUGCGUCCAAUUGGCUUUGACCUCGCGCUUCUGCGGGCUGAGUUCCGCCGCCGCUUCAUCCCACUGCUCGCAAUGCCGUUCCGUGACCUCCCGACGGAGCUGGCGCUGAGUAUAUUGAAUGAGCUCGACGUCAACGAUCCACAGAAGUUGGCAGCGGCUACUGACCUCUCCCAGGCCACGGAACAUAUUGUGCGUGUGGGUGGACAGACACAGUGCAAAUGGCAAGAUCUACAGGCAAUCUUUAGCAACAACGACAUGAAGCGGCUAAAGCUCAACGCCACCACCUUCGUGGAGGGUGGCCAGGUGCUUGACCUCCUCCCCGCAUUGGCUAAGAUUUACUUUGAGGGCAAGUUGCAUCGCCUGCCGGAUGGUGCGGAGGGUGUUGUGCUCUCACACGCUCAGGCGGCGGUGCUGCUCGCGGUGGGCUUGCAGUGCCAGACGGUGGAACAGGUGUCGCAGCAGAUGGCCUUUGCAGGUGUGCCUGUGCAGCAGCUACGCGCCUUUUUACAGAAGGGCGUUUCUCGUAUUGUUGAGCACUUCACUCGCCUACAGAGACUGAAGGCACCAGACAGCAACAGUCACGAGGGGAGGGAAGAGGAGGGGGCAGAGGACGAAGAAGGUGAGGAGGAUGCCCGCGAGAUUUACGACAAUGAAGGGCGUGUGGUUGGAUUAUCGGUGGAGAAAAAGGUCCGGCGCACAGUCAACGUGGACACCACGCUGCUACGUGAUGCCAAGAAGGCAUCAGUGGGAGCAAGGAAUGGUUCAGAAAGCACAACAGGUCUGCAACGUGCUUUCAAGCGGUCCAAGAAGACGCGGCGCAGCUGA